Besnoitia besnoiti is the source of this 987-nucleotide messenger RNA. RefSeq lists its product as uncharacterized. The transcript has a single exon. NCBI's taxonomy places the organism in Eukaryota, Apicomplexa, Conoidasida, Eucoccidiorida, Sarcocystidae. The coding region runs from base 1 to 987 and encodes 328 amino acids. Gene Ontology annotation, cellular component: membrane. The record is from RefSeq and is a predicted model, not a curated record.
AUGAGGUCCGCUGUUUGCUAUGGGCAGGGGAAUCCUGUCGCAUCGGCGCCUGUGCCAUCUGUUGAUAGCUCCUGUGACGUCGCAAAAAAGAAGGAGGAAAUCAAUUUGACGAUCGGGCGCGGACAAAGCUCAGUGACAUUUGACUGUGGCGCCGAAGGAAAUGCAACGCUUUCCCCAGAGUCUACGCUCAAGCAGUACUAUGAAACAGAGGACUGCACAAGAGCACAGCAGCUGAACGUUCUAUUUUCGGGAGCCGACCUGACGACUACGGGUGAAGGAGGAAAGCAGUACCUGCUCACUAUCCCGGAGGAAAAGCGCCCAGGAAAACAAUUGUUCUUCAAGUGUACUAUCCCAAAGAGAGUGAUUUCUAGACAGAUUCAGUCACUGCCAGAAGAAAAAAAGGUGCCAAGCCCCGCCGAGGAAGAGAAAUGCAUAGUUAAAGUUACAGUUCAACCGGCGCCUGAGAGUUCCAUCGAGACCCCCCCGACCCAGGAUCCACCUGCAAAUGACGGGCACAGUAACACCUGUGAUCCGAUGGAAAGUCAGGAUAUCCAUGUGGUUCUGCGGACAGCAGAGGAAAGCACCACGUUCUGCUGCGGCGCCUCCGCACAACUCUACCCCUCUGUCGAGCCCACGGAAGUCUUCGUGAACUCCGCAUGCACGCAACAAAAGCUUCUUACGCAGGCUUGCCCUGGAGCAGUACUCACCAAAUCAAAGGGGCAGGGAGCAGCAUCUUAUACGCUGACUGUAAAUUCCAAGCCCGCAAGCGAUCAGGAACUGUAUUUCAGGUGCAUCGCAGAGGAAACGAAUAAACCAAAUGGCCUCCGCAGCUCUAUGGAUGCUGGCACGAACAAUGUUUGCAAAAUCAGAGUUACGGUUCAGGCUGAGAAGAAGUCCGAGGAUCAGCAGGAGUCCUCCGCCGCCUCCGUCGGUGUGGGACCUUUUCUGUUCGUGGCACAGGUGACACUGGGUCUCCUGAGCGUGUGA